AUUCUGAUGUCUCGUGUCAAAGAGCGAGAGAGAUGAGGCAAAGGCAAACGUGCACAGGCUAGCCCUCGCUCAUUAUUCUUGACUUCUUUGCAUUGUUUUAUGCAUGGCAGUGGAAUAGAGCAUAUCCCUCUUUCUUGUAAUCCAGAGGUACCCGUGGAAAACUAAACGCAAAGGCAGGAGGCAUCUCUCUGAUUCGUCUCAGCUUCAGAUGCAAAACUGACCCUGAGAAGAGUAUCGCGGAACUUGCUUUAUUAGAUUGGUUCGGUGGUGAAACCGACGCUAGAUUAACCUUUUGUUUCCUUGUUGACUUUCAUGCACGGUGUAAAUUCCUUUCUCUUUUCGAUUUUCCAUCCUUUUUCAUAUAGAGGCCUAUAGCUGAUUGCAAAUCUCGUAUUGAAUUAUAAGAAGAGUCAUCAAUUCGUCGUUACGGAAAGGUGCAUGGAUGUCCUGAAGACCUUGCGCGAAUUUUCAGCUCUAACUAGUCACCCUUCACCAACGGAACAAUUUUUCAAUCUGUGCAUCAUGAAUUGCGUCUUUCCCUUUAUGUAUACCAAGGCCUUUGUCCAAUUCAUGCAAUCCCGAGUGACGCAACUUGAAGCGUCGCAAUCUCGAGACGGGUUAUGACAAGAUAUCAGGAAUUUUUCAGCUCAAGCUGGUCACACUUAACUCAUUCGAGGAACAAAUCCUUCCAUAUGAUUGACUGGCCAUAAGAUGAUGACAGAACGGAACUGAAGUUCAUUUCCAUAAUGUGACUGUACAGCCCAGAAAUGGAGCAGGAAAAGUGUGUGUGGACUGUGGAAUAACAUCAAACAUGCAUGAAGAUACACUCACACUCAUACCAUGCGCUUGAUCUAUUAAGCCUCCUCUGUCACAAUCCAAUUCACCUACACGAUACAAAGAAUUCAGAACACAAACAAUGACUUCUCAGCACUCCCUUCCACCCAUUGUCCCCUUCAACCUCCUCCUCCACAUCUCCUUCUUGCCCCUUCUCCUCGUCUGGAUCCCCGCCGCCCUCUCGCAAGACCCCGCCUCCUCAAGCCCUGCCAUCGCCUCGUGCCAGCCUCGGCUCCUGUCGCUGGCCCCCUGCGCUCCGUUCGUGCAGGGCACGGCCCGGUCGCCGUCCGAGCCGUGCUGCGACAACCUCAGCCAGAUCUACAGCCAGCAGCCACACUGCCUCUGCCUUGUGCUCAACGACACAUCCCUAGUUCCUCUGCCUAUUAAUGGCACGCUGGUCCUUGAACUUCCCCAGCUCUGCAGCCUCCAGGCUGAUGUCUACUCUUGUUCAGGAGUGCCUGCAUCUCCAAGCGCACCAGGUCCACAGGUCUCUGCAGGAGCGACGAGGACCAACAACUCCACGGUUGCUGCUUCGCCGGUCGUGGAGGUGGCGCCGAGACCGAGCAUCAUCAGAUCCGGCCCCGGCCUGAGCAGCGGCACAAAGUCGGACCGGGAAGGGCAGUCCAUGUUUCUAGCAGCGGCUGCGGUCCCGUUGUUGUUAGCACGAGUGUUUUAUUGAGGAUUUGAUCUUAAUAAAGUUUAGGCAUUAGGCAUGCUUACGAAGGAUUUAGGCUAUCCGGAUGAUACGUGGAGUGCUAUUACCGAUUAUUGUUCCUCGCUUAUACGAGAUCAUUCGCGUUAUAUUC
Messenger RNA from Syzygium oleosum, 1640 nucleotides. RefSeq names its product non-specific lipid transfer protein GPI-anchored 10. The transcript is spliced from 3 exons. The record is from RefSeq and is a predicted model, not a curated record. NCBI's taxonomy places the organism in Eukaryota, Viridiplantae, Streptophyta, Magnoliopsida, Myrtales, Myrtaceae. The coding region runs from base 917 to 1513 and encodes 198 amino acids.